This is a messenger RNA of Salvelinus namaycush (lake trout), 402 nucleotides long. RefSeq names its product platelet-activating factor acetylhydrolase IB subunit alpha1-like. Bases 1 to 402 code for a protein of 133 amino acids. Lineage: Eukaryota; Metazoa; Chordata; Actinopteri; Salmoniformes; Salmonidae. The record is from RefSeq and is a predicted model, not a curated record. The transcript has 3 exons.
AUGGUGAUUGUGUUUAAGGUUGUGGUGCUGUGGGUGGGCACCCAUAAUCACGGUCACACUGCAGAACAGAUCUGUGGAGGCAUUAUGGCCAUAGUCCAACUCAUCAAGGACAAGCUGCCUAAGGCUUACACUCUCGUACUGGGAGUGCUACCCAGGGGUAAGAUGCCCAACCCCCUGCGGGAGAGGAACGCCCAGGUCAACAAGCUGGUCAAGGAGGCCGUGUCCUCUCUCCCCCAUGCCUCCCUCCUCAACGUGGACCCUGGCUUUGUGCACUCGGAUGGCAGCAUCUCCCACCAGGACCUGUAUGACUUCCUCCACCUCACCCCUCAGGGCUACCAGGCUGUGUGCCAGCCGCUACACGCCCACCUCAAGGGCCUGCUGAAGAAACAGGCUGAAAACUGA